UCUAUCCAUCCAUAUUAUCAAUUGGCAACGGCAACGGAAUAGGUGAUAGCAAAAAGAGUCUGAACGAGUUCAAAGAAGAAAGAAGCGACCAAAAAAAUGGCAGCCAUGGCUGCACUUCAGAGCUCCAUGACAUCUCUCUCCCUCUCCUCCAACUCCUUCUUGGGCCAGCGCCUCUCACUACCCACUCUCUGUCCCUCGCCGGCUAAAUCACCAGAGAAGCCAUGUCUCAUUGUAGCGCGGCUUAAGCGAUGGGAGCGAAAGAAAUGUAAGCCAAACAGCCUUCCAGUGUUGCACAAAAUGCAUGUUAAAGUUGGAGAUACAGUGAAACUUAUAGCUGGACAUGAAAAGGGUAAAAUUGGAGAAAUUACCAAGGUCUUUAGGCAUAAUAGCACGGUGAUCGUCAAAGAGGUAAACUUGAAGACAAAGCAUGUGAAGAGCCGAGGAGAGGAUGAACCAGGGCAAAUUAUUAAGAUUGAAGGACCCAUCCAUAGCUCAAACGUGAUGCUUUACUCGAAAGAGAAGGAAGUAGCAAGCCGGGUGGGUCAUAAAGUUCUUGACAAUGGAAAACGAGUUCGGUACCUCAUAAAAACUGGCGAAAUCAUUGAUAGUGCAGAGAACUGGAAGGAACUGAAGGAAGAAAAAAGGAAAACUGAAGAAACUACCACUGCUGCUUCAUAGGGAUCUAAAACACCCGUAAUGUAGUUUUUGUAAUUCUAGAUGUAUUUAUGUCAUCUGACUUUUUACUGGUCUGGUUAUCUUGUAAGGGCCUUUAUAUUUAUCUGAAAUAGAGUUUUAUUUUUAUUUUUA
Ziziphus jujuba (common jujube) is the source of this 807-nucleotide messenger RNA. Its product is annotated as large ribosomal subunit protein uL24c. Lineage: Eukaryota; Viridiplantae; Streptophyta; Magnoliopsida; Rosales; Rhamnaceae. The transcript has 4 exons. Gene Ontology annotation, biological process: translation. Gene Ontology annotation, cellular component: ribosome; mitochondrion. The record is from RefSeq and is a predicted model, not a curated record. The coding region runs from base 97 to 678 and encodes 193 amino acids. Gene Ontology annotation, molecular function: structural constituent of ribosome; RNA binding.